GGUUCCCAGGGUGAGAUAAGACAUUCUGCCUGUACCUGUGGGGGUGUGUGCAUGUGCAUGGGUCUGCUUGCACAUGUGUCCUAGGAUCUACAGUCAGGGAAGGUUUCCUGGAGGUGGUAACUACUGAGCUAGGAAAAGGUAGCAGGCCAGAACCCAGACCAACGCUUUGGGAGUAGGUGGGAGAUCUUCAGCCCCUGCACCUGUAUGGGCCACAGCCACACCCCAGAGUGUAUACUUAAGCCCCUCCCCUGCCUCUGUCAGGCCCUACCAGCAUCCCCAAGGAUUAGGGAGGUGAGGGCAGAGGGUGGCAGUCUGAAGAAAGCAGAGGGGAGGUCCUGGAAGAAGGGUUAAUAUGUACAGCAAUUCUCUGAUUCUGACCUUUCAACCUCCUGCCCUCCCUCCUCCACCUUUCCUUCACACCCUUUCUCCACCCCCACUGCUCUGCCCCCGCCCUGUCUAUCCCAUGUUCAACUCCAUUCACAUGCCACCUCUGGCUGCAUCGUUCUGCCCCCUGUUCCCUGAACGCCUUUGCCUGCAGAAGGACCUGGGCUACCUGCAGCAGUGGCUGAAGGCUUUUGUGGGUGCUUUCGAGAAGAGCAUCUCACUAUCCUCUCUGGAGCCACGCAGGCCAGAGGAGGCCGGGGCAGAGGUACCACUGCUGCCGCUGGACGCGCUGCAUGUGUUGGCCGAGCAGCUGGUCGAGGGGGACCUGCAGCAAGCCCUGCUGCUGCUGAAGCUCUUCAUCGUCCUCUGCAGGAACCCGGAGAAUGUAGAGGCAGGCUGGGGCCAAGUGCUGGGGCCCCGAGUGUUGGCACUGCUGACCCGGUUGGUAGCCAAGCUAAAAGGACCCCCACCACCGCCGGAGGGCAGUGGGCCUCAACUGGAAAACAUCGCCCUGCAUGCCCUGCUCCUCUGUGAGGGCCUCUUUGACCCCUACCAGACCUGGCGGCGCCAGCACAGCGGGGAAGUCAUCAGCUCCAAGGAGAAGAACAAGUACAAGUUCCCUCCUGCGGCUUUGCCUUCUGAAUUCAACGACUUCUUUCAAGAGAGCCUACAGGAUGCAGAUCGCUUGCCUCCGGUGCUGCUGCUGCGACUCAUCCACCUCUUUGGUGCCAUCCUUGCAGGAGGGAAGGAGAACGGACAGAUGGCUGUGAGCACUGGUUCUGUGCAGGGCCUGCUGGCUGUAGUUCGGGACUGGGGGCGACGGCCAGCCCAGGACCCUCGCCUAGUGCUGCUGGCACUAGAGGGACUGGUGGGUGCAGUCCAUGUUCUGCACACCAGCCGCACACCCCACCGCGGACCAGAGCUGCGCACCCUGCUCGAGGGCUACUUCCGAGUUCUUAAUGCUGACUGGCCAGCGGGGCCAAGCCCAGGCCCUGAAGAGGCCCUCGUCACUCUACGGGUCAGCAUGCUCGAUGCCAUCCCCAUGAUGCUGGCCUGUGAGGACCGGCCAGUGCUGCAGGCCACCUUCCUCAGCAACAAUUGCUUUGAACACCUGAUCCGUCUCAUCCAGAAUAGCAAGCUGUAUCUGCAGGCCCGGGCGCCCCCUGAGGGGGACAGUGACCUGGCUACCCGGUUACUGACUGAGCCCGAUGUCCAGAAGGUACUGGACCAGGACUCAGAUGCCAUUGCAGUCCACGUUGUCAGGGUGCUGACAUGCAUCAUGAGUGACUCCCCCUCAGCCAAGGAGGUGUUUAAGGAACGCAUUGGCUACCCUCAGCUGCAUGAGGUUCUGCAGAGCCACGGUCCCCCCACCCAUCGGCUGCUGGAAGAACUGCUUAACAUGGCUGUGGAGGGCGACCAUAGCACAUGGCCACCACCAGCAAUCCACAAUGAGCAGCCGGUGCUGGUACUGAUGCAGUGGCUGCCCACCCUGCCCACUGCUGAGCUGCGGCUCUUCCUCGCAAGACGCCUCUGGGGGCUCUGUGACAGCUGCUCUGCCAGUCGUGCCACCUGUGUGCAGGCAGGCCUGGUGGGCUGCCUGUUGGAGACUCUCAGUGCAGGGGUAGCCCUGGGGGCCCGCUGCCAAGAGCAGCUUUUGGCGCUGUUACAAGCCCUGGGUCGUGUGUCACUAAGGCCCCUGGAGCUGCGUCGCCUGCUGCGCCCCCCGCCGGGGCUGGACUCAGGGCUGGAUGGACCAGAGUCUGGGAAUGCCCGACACGCGGGUGCCAUCAUUCGGGUAUUAUCAGGCAUGGCCCGGCACCAGGGCCCUGCGCGAGCCCUGCGCUACUUCGACCUGACACCUAGCAUGGCGGGUAUUAUGGUACCUCCUGUGCAGCGGUGGCCCGGACCUGGCUUCACCUUCCAUGCCUGGCUCUGUCUGCACCCCACUGCUCCAACACCUGCCAUGGCUCCUAGCCGGCCUCUCCAGAGAAAGCAGUUGUACAGCUUCUUCAACAGCAGCGGCUCAGGGUUUGAGGCCUUCUUCACGGCAGCUGGGACCCUGGUAGUGGCCGUGUGUACCCGGAAGGAGUACUUCACCAUGAGCUUGCCUGACGUGCCCUUUGCCGACUCUGUCUGGCACCGUGUGGCCAUUGUCCAUGUGCGCCGGCCCUUCAGCCAGAACCUUGUCCAUGUCUACAAAGAUGAUCAUCUAGUCAAGACAGCUCCCCUACGCUUCCCCUCCCUCUGUGAGCCUUUCUCCUCCUGCUGUAUCGGCUCUGCUGGGCACCGUACAACGACCACCACCACGGGGCUGCCUGCGCCAUCAGCCCCCGCUGCCCUGGCUCACACUCAUCCCUCCCUCACCCGCUCCCAGUCCGUCCCAGCCACCACAGGGCUCGGCUGGGGGUCUGGGCUGGUGGCCCCCCUGCAGGAGGGCAGCAUCAGCUCCACCCUUGCAGGCACUCAGGACACUCGGUGGGGCAGCCCCACGUCCCUGGAGGGAAAGCUGGGGGCCGUGGCCAUCUUCCAUGAAGCCCUGCAGACGCCAGCCCUGCACGUCCUGUACACCCUAGGGCCCAACGAGACAGCACCCUUCAAGCCUGAGGGGGAACUACAUGAACUUGGCACAAAGCUCCUCCUCCAUUACUCACCUCAGGCCUGUAAGAACAACAUCUGCCUGGACCUGUCCCCUGGCCAUGGGCUGGAUGGCCGUCUGACGGGCCACAGGGUGGAGACCUGGGAUGUGAAGGAUGUGGUGAAUUGUGUGGGAGGCAUGGGUGCCCUGCUGCCCCUGCUGGAGCAAGUGGCGGCACGGCCGCAAGAGGCUGAGGCAGGCCCAGCCGAAACACAUGACCUUGUGGGGCCCGAACUCACCUCUAGCCAUAACACUCAGGGCCUGAUUCUCCCACUGGGCAAGUCCUCAGCAGAGGAGCGAAUGGAAAGGAAUGCAGUGGCUGCCUUUCUGCUGAUGGUGCGGAACUUCCUGCAGGGCCACACUGUCAACCAGGAGAGCCUGCUACAAUGCCAGGGGCCUGCCAUCAUCGGGGCCCUCCUGCGCAAGGUCCCCAGCUGGACGAUGGACAUGAAUGUGCUCAUGUCUGCCCAGCUGCUGAUGGAGCAGGUGGCAGCUGAAGGCAACGGGCCCCUCCUCUAUCUACUGUAUCAGCAUUUGCUUUUCAACUUUCAUCUCUGGACGCUCAGCGACUUUGCUGUACGCCUUGGUCACAUCCAGUACAUGUCAAGCAUAGUCCGUGAGCAUAGACAGAAGCUGCGGAAGAAGUAUGGAGUUCAGUUCAUCCUGGAUGCCCUGCGCAUCCACUACAGCCCGCAGCGGGAGCGCCCUCUAGCGGCUGACGACCUGCGCACUGUGCAGACUUCGCUCCUGGGUCUGGCCCGGGAGUUCCUGGUCCGGAGCUCCUCUGUUGAUGACAUGCAGGUCGUGCUGAGCUUUUUGGUCGCAGCGGGUGAUGAUAGCCAGGUGGUGGGGGCCCUGGACCUACUGCUGGCACUACUGCAGUCCUCUCCAGCACAGGAGUCUUUAGCUGUCUUCCUACUCGAGCCAGGGAACCUUGAGGUGCUGUUGGCACUGCUGGUGCGGCCAAGGUCACUGCCCCUGCUGCCUGACCGAGUCUGCAAGAUCCUAUGCAAGCUGCAGCAGAACGAGCGCUUACCUGAGCGGAGCCGCCAGCGGCUCCGACUGGGAGAGUGUGGCCUUCAGGGGCUUGUCACCUGCCUGCCCGAGGGGACUGUUUCCCCCCAGCUCUGCCAGGGCCUCUGCAAGCUGUUCCUGGGGGCAGAUUACCUCAACCUCUCAGAUCUGUUGGCUGUGGUGCAGCUGUCCCUGCAGGCUGACCUCAGUGUCCGGCUGGACAUUUGUCGCUUGCUCUUCCACCUCAUCUACAGACAACCAGACGUAGUGCAGCUGCUGGCCCAACAAGCCGGCUGGCAGGAUGUGCUAACCCGGCUGUAUGUCCUGGAGGCUGCCACAGCUGACAGCCCCCUGCCUCUGACCCCAGAAGUGUCCACUUCCCCAGAGUCAGCCUUAACCAAGCCACCCACUGAGUCACCUGAGUCUUCCGAAGUUUUCCUGCCCUCAGAGGCGACCUGCCCUGACCCUGAUGCCUUGUACCACGCUCUUUCCCCCUUUUGUUCACCUUUUGACCUGGGCCUGGAACGGGCCAGUGUGGGCUCAGGCAAUACUACUGGUGGCAGCAGUGGGACCCUUACUCCAGCCAGCUAUCCCGGAACACCUUCCCCACUCGAUGGACCCCGGCCCUUCCCUGCUGCCCCUGGCCACCACAGCUCCAGUCUCUCCAAUGUGCUGGAGGAUGGCAACCUCCCAGAGCCCACCGUCAGUGGAGAUAACACCUCUAAUACCAGCAACCCUCAGCAAACCUCUGAGGAGGAGCUGUGCAACCUACUCACCUACGUGCUAUUCUCGGUGACAUGGCGGGGUGUGGCAGACAGUGACGAGGCUGCCUGGAGGGAGCGUGGCCAGGUCUUCUCGGUGCUCACCCAGCUGGGGGCCUCAGCCACACUCGUGCGUCCCCCAGACUGCAUCAAGCGCAGCCUCCUGGAAAUGAUGCUGGAGUCAGCCCUGACGGACAUCAAAGAGGGGCCCCCUGGGGUCCUGGUCAACCCUACCCAGCAGGCACUUUGGCUUCUGCGCCUGCUGCAGGACUUCCUGUGUGCUGAGGGCCAUGGUAAUCAGGAGCUGUGGAGUGAAAAGCUCUUUGAAGGUGUGUGCAGCCUGCUUGAUCGCCUGGAAGCCUGGCCACACCUGGCCAAUGGCACGGCGGACCUCCGGGAGAUGGCACAGAUUGGCCUGCGCCUGGUGCUUGGCUACAUCCAGCUGGAAGACCCACAGCUGCAUGCACAGGCCUACGUGAAGCUGCACGCGCUGCUGCAGACCGCAGUGCCCAUGCGCCGCGAGGAGGCCUGCUAUGUGCUCUCUAAGCUAGAAGCUGUGCUAUCCCGGGCGCUGAACGCCACCCACUCCGAGAUGACCACCAAGGGCGCAGGGCCCCCAGCUCUGACUGCUGCCGCCACGGAACGCUACUCUUGGCUGGUGCCACUUGUGCGCACGUUGCUGGAUCGUGCCUACAAGCCACUGGGGCUGCAGUGGGGGCUGCCUUCCCUGCCACCAACCAACGGCAGCCCCACCUUCUUUGAGGACUUCCAGGCCUUUUGUGCCACGCCAGAAUGGCGCCAUUUCAUCGACAAGCAGGUGCAGCCUGCCAUGUCGCAGUUUGAAAUGGACACCUAUGCUAAGAGCCAUGACCUCAUGUCAGGUUUCUGGAAUGCCUGCUACGACACGCUCAUGAGCAGAGGGCAGCGGCGCCAGCGGGAGCGGGCAUAUAGCCGUCGGGCCUUCCAGGAGCUGGUGUUGGAACCUGCGCAGCGGCGAGCUCGCAUGGAAGGGCUACGCUUCACAGGAGCCCUGAAGCAGCAGGCUGCACAGCACUCCACCGCCAUGCUGCACUGGGGGGCGCUGUGGCGUCAGCUCUCCAGCCCUUGUGGGGCCUGGGCCCUGAGGGACCCGCCCACCCCUCACUGGAAACUGUCCAGUGCGGAGACGUACUCUCGCAUGCGACUGAAGCUGGUGCCCAACCAUCACUUCAAUCCUCACCUGGAAGCCAGUGCCCAGCGUGACAACCUGGGUGAGGCCCCUCUGACACCCACCGAGGACACCUCGCUGCCUUUAGCAGUGACCAAAGAGGCCAAAGUCAGCACUUUGCCCGGGGAGCUGCAGGAAGACCAGCUGGGGGAGGACGAGCUGGCUGCGCUGGAGAGCGCGAUGGAGGCGGCAGAGUUGGACGAACAGCAUGAGAAGCUGGUGCUGACAGCUGAGUGCCAACUAGUCACGGUGGUGGCUGUGGUCCCAGGGACGCUGGAGGUCACCACACAGCAUGUGUACUUCUACGAUGGUAGCACCGAGCGUGUGGAAACAGAGGAGGGUAUCGGCCAUGACUUCCGGCGCCCGCUGGCCCAGCUGCGUGAAGUCCACCUUCGGCGUUUCAACCUGCGCCGUUCAGCACUUGAGCUCUUCUUCAUUGAUCAGGCGAACUACUUCCUCAACUUCCCGCCCAAAGUGGGCGGGUCCACAGCGUCAUCUCCUUGCCAGGCCCCCAAGACCCCACCACGCCCCAUCCCACCCCACACCCAGGUACGGAACCAGGUAUACUCGUUGCUCCUGCGCCUGCGACCCCCUAGCCAAGGCUACCUAAGCAGCCGCUCCCCCCAGGAGAUGCUACGUGCCUCUGGCCUCACUCAGAAAUGGGUGCAGCGUGAGAUAUCCAACUUCGAGUACUUGAUGCAACUCAAUACCAUUGCGGGGCGGACCUACAACGACUUGUCUCAAUAUCCUGUGUUCCCCUGGGUCCUACAGGACUACGUGUCCCCAACCCUGGACCUCAGCAACCCCGCCGUCUUCCGGGACCUGUCCAAGCCCAUCGGUGUGGUGAACCCCAAGCAUGCCCAGCUCGUGAGGGAGAAGUAUGAGAGCUUUGAGGACCCGGCUGGCACGAUUGACAAGUUCCACUAUGGCACCCACUAUUCCAAUGCAGCGGGCGUGAUGCACUACCUCAUCCGCAUGGAACCCUUCACCUCCUUGCACGUCCAGCUGCAGAGUGGCCGCUUUGACUGUUCUGACCGGCAGUUCCACUCCGUGGCGGCAGCUUGGCAGGCCCGCCUGGAAAGCCCUGCUGAUGUGAAGGAGCUCAUCCCAGAGUUCUUCUACUUCCCUGACUUUCUGGAGAACCAGAAUGGCUUUGACCUUGGCUGCCUCCAGCUGACCAAUGAGAAGGUGGGCGACGUGGUGCUACCCCCCUGGGCCAGCUCUCCUGAGGACUUCAUCCAGCAGCACCGCCAGGCUCUGGAGUCAGAGUACGUGUCCGCCCACCUGCACGAGUGGAUCGACCUCAUCUUUGGCUACAAGCAGCGGGGGCCAGCGGCAGAGGAGGCCCUCAAUGUCUUCUAUUACUGCACCUAUGAAGGGGCAGUGGACCUGGACCAUGUGGUGGAUGAGCGAGAACGGAAGGCUCUGGAGGGCAUUAUCAGCAACUUUGGGCAGACUCCCUGUCAGCUGCUGAAGGAGCCACAUCCAGCUCGGCUGUCCGCUGAGGAAGCAGCCCAGCGCCUUGCACGUCUGGACACUAACUCACCUAGCAUCUUCCAGCACCUGGACAAGCUCAAGGCCUUCUUCGCAGAGGUUGUCAGUGAUGGUGUGCCCCUGGUGCUGGCCCUGGUUCCCCACCGGCAGCCCCACUCCUUCAUCACCCAGAGCUCCCCAGACCUGUUGGUGACCGUGAGUGGCAGUGGGCUGCUGGGUACCCACAGCUGGUUGCCCUAUGACCGCAACAUAAGCAACUACUUCAGCUUCAGCAAAGACUCCAGCUUGGGCAACCCCAAGAUGCAGCGACUACUGAGUGGCCCCUGGAUUCCUGACGGUGGCGUGAAUGGGCGAGCCCUGGCAGUGGCCCCUGAUGGAAAGCUGCUGUUUAGUGGUGGCCAUUGGGAUAGCAGCCUGCGAGUGACUGCCCUACCCCGGGGCAAAUUGUUGAACCAGCUUCACCACCACCUUGAUGUAGUGACCUGCCUUGCACUGGACACCUGUGGCAUCUACCUCAUCUCAGGCUCCCGGGACACCACAUGCAUGGUGUGGCGGCUCCUGCAACAGGGUGGUCUCUCCAUAGGACUGGCAUCAAAGCCUGUGCAGGUCCUCUAUGGACAUGAGGCUGCAGUGAGCUGUGUGGCCAUCAGCACAGAACUUGACAUGGCUGUCUCUGGAUCUGAGGACGGAACUGUGAUCAUCCACACUGUACGCCGUGGCCAGUUUGUAGCAGCACUACGGCCCCCAGGGGCUGCUUUGCCCGGACCAGUAUCGCACCUGGCGCUGGGGUCUGAGGGCCAGAUUGUGGUACAGAGCUCGGCAAGGGAACGUCUAGGGGCUCAGGUCACCUAUUCCUUGCACCUGUACUCGGUGAAUGGGAGGCUGAGGGCUUCACUUCCUCUGGUAGAGCAGCCCACAGCCCUGGCAGUGACUGAGGACUUUGUUCUAUUGGGUACUGCCCAGUGUGCCCUGCACAUCCUCCACCUGAACAAACUGCUUCCGGCUGCGCCGCCUCUGCCCAUGAAGGUGCCCAUUCGCAGCGUGGCUGUAACCAAGGAGCACAGCCACGUGCUCGUGGGCCUGGAGGACGGCAAGCUGAUCGUGGUGGGCGCGGGGCAGCCCUCUGAGGUGCGAAGCAGCCAGUUCGCACGGAAGCUGUGGCGGUCCUCGCGGCGCAUUUCCCAGGUGUCCUCCGGGGAGACGGAGUACAAGCCGGGAUAGGCGCGCCGAGGGCCUGCCCGGUUCCGCAGCUCGGCUCCGC
Molecule: messenger RNA, 8756 nt
Organism: Talpa occidentalis (Iberian mole)
Lineage: Eukaryota; Metazoa; Chordata; Mammalia; Eulipotyphla; Talpidae
Gene: NBEAL2
Product: neurobeachin like 2
Exons: 53
Coding region: 353-8716 (2787 amino acids)
Biological process (GO): intracellular protein localization
Cellular component (GO): cytosol; membrane
Molecular function (GO): protein kinase binding
Source: RefSeq, a predicted model, not a curated record